AUCUAGCCCAUUUCGGUCCCUUAUUCAGUUCUCUUGUCUUAGGGCGCACCUCUGUUGGGCCCCUCUCGUGUGUGAGCCUCUGCAGAUGUCGGACAACGGCGCCGUUCUCCAGGGAGAUCAGCCCCUCCUCAGGACGACUGGCCUUGUGCUUGUCAUGAACACAGCAAAGGGCCGAGGCGUCUUCGCGACCCAGGAUAUCCCACGUGGUACAGUAGUGGAGGUCAGCCCGGUACUGAUAUUCACAGAGGAGGAGGUUGAGAAACACACGCAACACACCUGCCUUCAGCACUAUACCUACUACUGGCCGUCUGAAUCAGGCCGUACCAUGACCCAAGCCCUUGCGCUGGGACUUGGAUCGAUGUUCAACCACUCAACGCGGGAUCAAAACGUGGGCUGGAAGCGUAACACUGAGACCGAAGUCAUUGUCUACAUUGCACUCCGUGAUAUCAAGGCCGGAGAGGAACUGUGCAUCUCGUACGGAAGCGUGCGGCUCUGGUUCGAGGAUGUGGAUGCCAACGCCAACGGCGAAGAUAUCGGAGUUGACGAGAACGACACCGGAGGUGAGACACUGGCUGAAUUGGAGUUGAGCGGUUUGGGGAAGAUGGAUCUCUAGGCUUUUGAACCAGUCAUCAUCACAGAGGAGGGACGUCUGAGGCAACUGAAAACCCUACCCGAGGUGGCAUGCUGCACGAUGGUGAGGAUUCAAUCCCAUUACCGCCGCACGAGGAUCCCGCUAUGUCCCACCAUCUCGAGACGAAACCGUACUACCAAGUCGGCUAUCGACCGACCAUCCCUCAGCAAGGAGACUUUCGCGGAACCAUGAACAACACAUCGCCGUCCAGCUCAGACAACGACAGUCGGCUGAGGAAGACGAAAGCUAGAGCCACGUGGUACUAAGAUCUGGCUUCCGCCCCUCACAAAAGUCAACGGCGCCCUUGGUCCGUUUAUUGGGGGGAGGGGGGGUCAGCCUGAUUCAGAUCUUACUGUGUGUCCCUAACGUUAUCUUGGUUUAUCCGGCGGACCAACAUUCCCUCCGCGUGGCCCGCUUGGGGACAUUCCCUCCUGUCCUUUUGUCCCGGCUUUUCACAGUUGCGCAGUGCUCGCCAGCGGAAAAACGUGCCACAGCCAAACCUGUCUCGGAGGUCGGGCGCUAUUAAUCUUCACAGAUGAAUAGCCUCGGAAUACUUGGGGCCGGACCCAAUACAACCAGCGCCAACGACCAGCACCGCUCAAUCACUGACUCAACGACCUCCAGAUCGAGAGACCCUAAACAAAACGACAUCCCUCGGCAAUGUCUGACUGCGGCUUGGGGGCGGGACACGGGUAUCUAGUAGUAGUACCAUCAUCCCAAGAGGGUAUUUGACAACGCACUGCCUUUUCAAUCGACCACCUGAUUAGUUAACAAUCCACCUCUUCGCAGCUUCAUUCUAUCUGCU
Molecule: messenger RNA, 1436 nt
Organism: Cladophialophora immunda
Lineage: Eukaryota; Fungi; Ascomycota; Eurotiomycetes; Chaetothyriales; Herpotrichiellaceae
Exons: 3
Coding region: 86-613 (175 amino acids)
Molecular function (GO): protein binding
Source: RefSeq, a predicted model, not a curated record